Astyanax mexicanus (Mexican tetra) is the source of this 9856-nucleotide messenger RNA. It is a transcript of the gene cept1a, whose product is annotated as choline/ethanolamine phosphotransferase 1a. The transcript is spliced from 9 exons. Gene Ontology annotation, biological process: phosphatidylethanolamine biosynthetic process. Gene Ontology annotation, cellular component: endoplasmic reticulum membrane; Golgi apparatus. Gene Ontology annotation, molecular function: ethanolaminephosphotransferase activity; diacylglycerol cholinephosphotransferase activity. Lineage: Eukaryota; Metazoa; Chordata; Actinopteri; Characiformes; Acestrorhamphidae. The record is from RefSeq and is a predicted model, not a curated record. The coding region runs from base 200 to 1489 and encodes 429 amino acids.
UGUCACACAGGGAGUGGAUUACUUCCGUCCUCUUCAUGCUGCUGAUCUGAACCGCGUGUGGACCUUUUUUACGGGUUUAACACUAAAAUAAUCACCCAGAUUUCUAAUAGGAGAGGAUCUCAUCUCAUUGAUCUGCAGGUUCUGCGUGGGUUCUCUGCACUGUGUUUAGAACAUAUUAGCUUUAGCACUGCACACAGUUAUGACCUCAAGCAGUCGGAGGAACCCCCUGAGAGCCCGUCCGGGAGCCCUUUCAGAGAACAGCUCGAACUCUCGGUCAGACCCCACCCCCUCUGCAGCUGGGGCGGAUGAAGGGUCGGGGAUGCUGGGGUGGCUGAUGGAGCUGCCGGUGGCGCGGUUAUCCCGGCAGCAGCUGAAGCAUCUGGAGGAGCAUCGCUACAGCAGCAUGGGCCAGUCCCUGCUGGAGCCCUGCGUGCAGCCGUUCUGGUGCUGGCUGGUGGGUCAGGUUCCUCUGUGGAUGGCGCCGAACCUCAUCACCAUCGUGGGGCUCGCAGUCAACGCUAUCACCACCCUCAUCCUCGUCUACCACUGCCCCACAGCCACCGAGCAGGCACCCACAUGGGCGUAUCUGGCCUGUGCUUUGGGUCUGUUUAUUUACCAAUCACUGGAUGCCAUUGAUGGUAAGCAGGCCAGACGGACCAAUAGCAGCUCUCCACUCGGCGAACUCUUCGACCACGGCUGCGACUCCCUUUCCACUGUGUUUGUAGUUUUGGGGACGUGUAUAGCUGUACAGUUGGGGACGAAUCCGGACUGGAUGUUCUUCUGCUGUUUUGCUGGAAUCUUCAUGUUCUACUGCGCUCACUGGCAGACCUACGUCUCCGGAACUCUGCGCUUUGGAAUAAUCGAUGUGACUGAGGUGCAAAUCUUCAUUAUAAGCUUGUAUUUGCUGGGUGCCGUCGGAGGAACAGCUUUUUGGCAAUAUGUGAUUCCAGUUUUAAACAUCCAGAUUAAAAUCAUUCCUGCCAUCUUCACUCUGCUGGGGGCCAUUUUCUCCUGUACGAACUACUUCCGGGUCAUUUUCUCGGGCGGAAUGGGCAAAAACGGAUCCACUGUUGCGGGAACGAGUGUACUGUCCCCAGCCUUCCACAUCGGAGUGGUGACUGCUCUGGCUCUGCUGACCUAUAAGAUGUCGAGUGAGCAGCUGUUCCAGAAGCACCCCUGCCUCUACAUACUAGCUUUCGGCUUCGCAUCUGCUAAGAUUACCAACCGACUAGUGGUUGCUCAUAUGACUAAAUGUGAAAUGCAUCGUAAUGACUUGGCCUUUCUGAGUCCGCUGCUGCUGUUCCUGAAUCAGUAUUUCAGCUACUUCCGUGAACACAGCAUCCUCUGGGUGGCGCUGGUUUUGGCUGGUUUUGAUCUGGUCCGCUACUGCGUGAGUGUGUGUAACCAGAUCGCUGCCCACCUAAACAUCAGUGUGUUCAGCCUCCGCAAGCCGGAACCUUCUAAACAAGAAUACCACAACAACCACUAACAUAUAUACACAUAUACACACACACACACACACACCCCACACACACACUCCGUCCCUCUGCAGGUCAGUUCUUACAAAGAAUGUAACAAAUUCAGAAACUAAACACAGCCGGAUUUACACAGAGUUUUGGAAUAACAAUAAUUUAACAGGUUAAGGGGAAUUGCUACGAGUUUUUUUUUUACAUGCUGCGUUCGCUUUAUGUUUGGUUCACAGUGUGUUAUUUAAGUUAACAGUUUCUAGCCUGAACUUCUAGUUUGUGGCAUUUUUAUAACAGUUACACAGAGUCUGAGGGAGAGGUGAAGAAGUUACUGUAGGGAGAAACUGGAAGGAGAAGUUACUGUAAUGCUGCUAAAAACAGCAGUCACAAUACUCGAGUCAGCGAUACACAAAACCCAGCGGUUACAACUUUUUUUGUUUGUUUGUUCAUUUGUUUUUGUUUUUUUUUACAGGCUGCUUAUUAGGCAAGUCUGGGUGUUGAGAACCCCAGCUGGUAUUCCUGUGGAAACCCUUCACUAAACCAGUGAAGCUAAAGCUAAUUAGGGUCUCUGUGAACGUGGCGUUAGCCUGAGAAGAAAGCAGCAAAAUUUUACAGAGUGUGUUUAAACUACAGUAUAGUUAAUAAAAGGUAAAAAACAAAAAAGAGUUUCUAAAUUUCUCUUACACCAAAUGUAGUUGAUCAGCCAAUACAUGCAAUGCACUGGUGAGCUUCAGUGCUAAUGAAGCUAACUAGCAAUGGAAGCCAAUAAUCCACCAAUUAGCAAUGGAGCAUUGUUGCUAAUAAACAGUAAUUGACAAGUUAAUGGAGCCUAUAUUCCACUGGUUAGCAGUGGAAUUACAGCUAAAAAAGAAAUAGAAUAUUUUUCUGCAUUACAUUUACCUCAGAUUUACCUCAGAGUUUAGGGCAUUCUAUAUAAGUCAGCUAUCAUUGUUAACGUUGUCCCAGGUUAGCAUUGCUAGCGAGGGCAGUUGAUAACAACACAUUAUGGUGUCUUGUGCAUCCAAACAGCUAGGAAACAUAUCUACUGACAGAAAGUGGAGCAUACUGCGUGUAGAAAUGAUGUAAUCAGACAGUAAUAAAUAGAAGAUGAUAGAUGAUAAACCGUAAAAUAAUCCUGCUUUUACUACUGUUGCUGUGCGGGCCGCCAUCUUGAAUUUGGAACUGAGGGUUUGCAAGGCAAAACAGUUCCACACAGUUUGAGAAGAGUAUAUGAUGAUUUAGACAUCCAGUUGGUACCAUGCUAUUUGGUGGAUUAUAAACUUUCAGCAUUUGUUUUUUAUUCCAUUACAUGUUUUGACUGAUUAACUACAUUUUGUUUAACAUAGCAGAACAGGCUAAAUAAUGGUAGAUCUGAAAGUAUGUAGUGUUCUUUAAUAAAGCCCCUGGGAAUCUGAUUUUAUUUUUUCUAAUUUGGUUCAUUUGGCUUCUCUAUUCUUUUGUAUUUCUUAUAAAUGUCUUUCCAAACUCGCUAUCACUCUCCUCUGAAUGUUGAAUGGGUGGGUCUAAAAGUGGGUCAGGCUGACAUCAGCAGAACUAUGACCAAUCACAUGGCUAAUUUAGCUCCUCCCUAUCUUCGAGUCUAAGCAACUGGAAUUGGAGUGCUGGUGGGCUGCUACUUAGCAAACAUCUUAGCUGAGCUCUGCUAUCAAGCUAUCCAAAUAUUCACAUUAUUUUGUUGCAUAUCUUGUUUGCAAUGGCGCAGUUCAAAGGAAAGCGUUAAAAAGCACAGCCAGAGACUGGUACAGAUUCUGUCUCAAGGCAGUGUGAUUUGCCACAGUAAUGUAAACAAGCAUUUAUUUGCUUGCGUUAGAGGGCUGUCAGUCACGCAUGUUCAUUAGAAUAUUAUUGCCACACCCACAUCAUUCUCUGAGAGAGUGUUUAAAUAUAUUUCUUCUUUAUGUUUUAUAUUUAAACGUUGCUUUGCUUAAAUGCUCUGUUCCCCUGGCCUUUAAUAAUUAAAAGUAAACGUUUUUAAUAUUCAAUUAGUUUGACCAAGGGUUCACUAACUUUUGCAUACAUCCAUAUACAAGGGCCAGAGUUCUUUCACUGUACUAAAUGUAGUAAAGGGAAGCAGGAGACUGUACUGCGAGAUGGCUGUACCAUAACUGUGUACCAUAACUGUUCAUAAUAAUCAGAUCAGAAUAAUCAGAUCUCUAAAUCACGUCACUAACGGUUCCAGCAUGAUUCAGUCUGUGCUGCAGUUCUACAGUUAUGCCAAAUACCAUACUCACGCUGUAAUAUAAAGUAAAUAUUUAAAAUAGUACUGUUGUAAUCAUUAAUCAAAGUCUUCAGAUCAGUGUUUACACUCCUGAGUUAAUGUGAUAAUCUGAUCAUUUGUGUGCCUUUAUUUUUCACAUUAUUUUUUAUUGUGUACAGCUUACAGAUUUACUCUAUGCACAUAAAAGGUAGACUUUACAUUCUUUAUUUAUGAUUUUCAAACUCAAAUCAUUGCAGAUUUUCAGAAAAUCCAUAAUUUAAUUUGUGCAUCCUUUAAAAGAUAGAAUAUAGAAGGAGAAACUGGAGUUAAUAUAAUAAAUAUCUAAAGAUAUAUAGUUUAAAUAGAUAAACAAGUAAUAGUUUUCCGUUAAAGCUUAACUGUUAUAGUAAGACCUUGUAGCUCCUAUUAUUUUUUUUUUUUUUUUCAAAACUUCAUUUUAAAUCUGGCCACUCUAUUAUAUGUUGUUAAUUUUUUAAAGAUGAGGACCUUUUUUACCUUUUUGAAGUUUUUUUUUAUUUUUUUUUUCUUUUCGUCAGUCCAGGUUUUAUUUUGGAGAUAUGAGGUUUAGCCGUGGCAGUGCUGCUGUGCAAAAUGAAGUCGUUAGGUAAGAAAAGUUACAUUUAAGAAUAAUGAAGGCUAAUAGCGUUCAGAGAGCUAAUCGAUUGCCUUUUAUUAUUCAUAGCGAGGUCAAAGCAACUAUGCAGUCACUUCCCUUUGUGAUGUCAUGACAGACCGUUUACUGUAACCAUCAUCCACGUUAGCAGCUAACUGCACCAGCUAAAGACAACCCCCCCCCCCUUCCCCACACCCCACUUUCACGCCAUAUUUAUUUAGUUACUUUUAAACUGGAGCUAUGAAGCUAAAGUAGCUAAACAUAAUGGAAGACUAGUAGCAUGCUUAAAUCUUACACUUUUGUGUGAAAUUUGUAAAAAAUAAAAAUCUAGACCAAGUUGUGUGUAUAAAUCAGGCUUUGAUCUGGCUGCUACUGUUAUAUUAGCUAUGUUAGUUAACAUGCUUCAAUCCAUGUUCAUGUUCAUACAGUGUUAUAUACCACAUAAUCCACUAUUGGAGAUUAGUAUAGAGAUGUGUUGAGAAGAGGUUAUGAUGGUUUAGACCAAAGUCUUUAUAGGCAGUUUUUGGCAAGGCUGUCUUUUUGGCAAUGCCACCAGGCAGUUAAAUCAAUUCAAGUCAAUUAAAUCAAGUCCAGCUUCCUAUGUGUUUAAAUAAGGACACAAAAAUACUGGUUGCAAUUUCUUAAACAUAUUUAAAAUCGUUGAUACAUUUUGAUAAAACCUCAUGAACGGUUUGUAGCAUUUGACUCUAUAAUUAUAUAUAAAAAAAAAAAAAAAUUCGCCUGCUCUGACUACUGCGCUUUCGCAGAUCUCCAUAUUUUUAGAGGGGGUUGCUGUACAACCAGCAGACUAACCCUCCUUCACUCCUUCACAGCAUAAGCAGCAAUUAGCUAUUUUUGUUAAAGGUUGGGACUUUAGCAUUGAACCAGUGGUUGGUGUUUAGACAUAGCUUCAUUAAUUGGUUAAUGAUAAAAAAAUAAAAUAUCUUCAAUUAUUUUCUUAGCAACAUUAGCCUCAUGUCAUGAUUGAUUGACUGCAUUUGAGGUAAUGCAGAAAACUGUGUAUUUUUUUUUAUUAUUAUUAUUUUAUUUUAUUUAUUUAUUUUGAGAAAAGUUAUCACAUUACAGUCCUAAAAGAUACAUACUUAAUGCUGCUUGUAGCUAUGUUUCAUCCACCUCAGCAGGGUCCAGGUUUAUUAUUUUCCAGCUUCUAAUUCAUGUUGUUAGCUCAUUGUCAAAGUCUUUGUAAGUUAAGUCAAUAGUUUGGGGGUUGUAGCCCUAAACCCAAAUGUAGUCAAUCAGCCAAUACAUUGAUGCACACUAGAGCUAUGAGGCUAAUGUAGCUAGAAAGCAAAGAAACCAUUUAACUUAUAUUUAGCACAAGGGACACAAGGCCAAUGCAUCUAUCAAGCACUGGAAUGCUAACAAGUAGCUAACAAGUGUUUUAGAGUCUAUUCCAACCAGUUAGCACUGAGGCAACAAAGCUAAUGUAGCUAAUAAUGCUUAAAACCUAUACCAUCUAUUUAGCACUUGGGCUACGAGAAAGAAAGAUACAAUACUUUUAUCGUAUUAAUGACUCAGCUGCACAUUGCUCUCACGAGUCUACAGUUUUCUGGUAAAGCCGGAAAUCUAAAUACUUUUUUGCCCAUUUUACAAGACUUUAGGACCUCCAAGUAUCUGCUGUGACCCAAAUCUCUCUUCUCCAAAUACUGUUUUCAGUACCAUAUUUUACGCACUAUAAGUCAGGUAUUAAAGCCACUCCACUAAAGUACAGUGUUAUAUAAGAGUUUAAGUUUAGUUCUUCAUCAUUAAUGCUGGACUAGCAUUAGCAUUAGACACUUACCGCUGUAGGCUGCUGCUGCUAACCUCGGUUAGCACUGAUGGAGCAGAAUUAGCAUUAGCAGCUAACCGCGCUGAGCGCUAGCUCUUUAACCGUUCAGAUGUGAGUAUUAUCGGCAUGCAGCCUGCUGCUGCUAAUCCCAACUAGCACUGCUGGAGUGGCAUUAGAUUUAGCAGCUAACCACGCUAGCUCUUUUGUCGUUCAGAGGGAAGUAUAGCGGACUGUGUUUACAGUGUUAAAACAAGCUACGUAGGACAAACCGCUAAAAGCUAAUAUUUGGCCCUGGCUUACCGGAGCACUUAGUGUAGCGCUGUCGAGUGGCAGUAGCUGCUACUCGCUAGCAGUUAGCUGCUAAAGCUAGUGCUCCGGCAUUAGUGCUGGAAAAAUUCGGGAAUCCUAACUUAAUGUAAAUAAACUUAAGCACAUUACUCACCCAAAUAAACAGUUUUCAGAAGAGACAUAAGUGUAAAUUAACAUCCAGCGCUCGUUUUACUUUAAAAUAAAGUCUUUUUAUUACAGUUUUGUUAACUUAGCUUAGCUUAGCUUAGCUUUACUUAACUUAGUUAGCUACCCCCCACCACCCAGCUGUGAGACCUGCUGAAUUAGAAGUUUCUCAAAGUGUCUCUUAAAAUGCGGCAUAUAAUCCAGUGCACCUUAUGUAUGAAAAUAGACCAAAAAUAGAUACUUUAUUGAUUGUGCGCUUAUUUAAUCUCUAACAGAUUCAAUUAUAUGUAUUAUCUGUAGCUACAACAUACGCUAAAGUAUGCUAGCAUGGCUAAUUACAGCAGCAGCCACAAACCUGAAGCCUGGAUUUGUUCUUUUUCAGCUUGUUUUAUGUAUGAUUACCUAACUAAUCUAGAUUUGUUGAUGGUUUUUAAUGAGUUUAAUGAGGUUUACUAAUGUAGCACUGUGCUGAUUAACUAACUUAAUGCUAUUAGCUUUAGUUGUUUAGCCUCGUAGCUCCUGUACAAUGCUAAAAACAAACACCAGACAUGGCAUACUGAACUACAUAUUUUUAUUAUUAUUUACUCUUAGCUUUAUUGUUAUUUAACGUUAGCUUUUAAAGUUAAACUGAGCUGCUCAGUGCAGGAUGGAGAAAGUUGGUGUGAUUUCAGCUGCCCAGUGCUUCCAGUUUUGGUGAAUUUAACGGCUGAAGUUUAACACCUCGUCCGCAAAACUCCUUUUUAUUUUACUUCCUACCUCUCAACACGUGGUCAGUGUGUGUCAUUUCCUCACCAGAGUCUGUGGGGAGAUGUUAGCAAGGCGUCCAGUUGUUUAAGGUGUUCUGAUGGAGAUUUUUUAAUAUUGUUGGUAUUAGUGCCUUUCCUCACAUUCCUUAUCACAGUCCGUUUUGUUUGUGUGCAUCUAUGAAUGUUACUAUGUGUUACUGGCAUUGUGUAAUGAACAGCAUUUUGGUUUUCAUUUUUAACAGAAAUGCAAACAGAAUAACAUAUAUGAUAUGUGUGUUUAUGUCUGGGUUUAAGAAAGGUAUUUUAUUAUUUAAUUUUUUUUUUUUUCAUUUCUCCAUUCCAGUGUUCCCUCUUUUCUAACCUCAAAUGUAUAAAACUUUGGGCAUUUUUUCCGUUAUAAUCCUUACUUACUGAUAUAAGUUUGCUUAUUGCAGAUUUCUGAUAGUCAUUUAGAAGGGGUGUAAUGGUACACAAAAUGUAUUAUUAUUAUUAUUAUUAUUAUUAUUUUUAUUUUUAUUUUUUUUCAGUUUUGGAUUGCAUGAUUUGGUACGAAUAUGGAAUAAAAGGGCCAGAAAAAAAAACAAAAAAAUAACUUAAGACCAAUGCUGCCUUCAAGUCCACCUCAGAAGUUCGUACCUACAACUUUGGAGCACUUAAAAUAUGAAAAGAUUCUGAUCAAGUGUUUUUUUUAAUUUUCCUUACUGUUUUUCUGUUGCGAACAGCGAUCAAAUACAUUUAUAUUUACUAAAAACAAAACAGACUAACAAAAAACAAAGCAUGAGCAUUGGGUGAGCAAUAUUAUUAUCCAGUAGUAUAAUUUGUGUGUACUUGUUUUGUAUGUAUGGAUGAAAGUAAACCAUAAAAAAUAGACUGCAGUGUUUGCAGUAUUGAUAAAUAUCGACAAAUAACCAAUUUUAGCAUAACUUGGAUAUUUUUGGCAUGGUUUGAAGGUUAAUUUACAUUAAAUUACAUUAUUAAAAUGUUCUGCCUGACUGAACGUGACAUUACCGUGUUUGCCCUAAUAGUGUGUACCAUGUAUUCUUUAUGCAGUUGUGUGCACAGAACCACCCCGUUUCAAUCUGGUUCGGUACAAAUACACAUACCGUUACACCCCUUAAGUUAUGCUUCUGUUUUUGCUCAUUUAAAAUAAAAAAAAAUAUGAAAGCUGUAACUGUAUAAAAAUAUUGAUUAUAAAGAAUUAUUAAAGCUUGUCAAAUGUACCAUAAUAUUAAUCAUUAUUUACCUAAAAUACAUACAGGAUUUAAAACAGUUGAUGUGAAAACUUAAAAUUCAAUAACAUUUAAUGAACCUCCUGCUUAAGAUUUUACUGGGUAAAUUAUGGAUCGGAAUAUAUAUCUAUUUUUAGUGGGCCAUAUACAUCAGAUUACGCAUAGGAGAACUACUUAAUGCUAAAAACCAUUUAUGCCUUUAGGUGUUUUUUCUGAUUUGUCUGAAAGUAAAAAAAAUAAGAUAUAUUUUCCAAACAUUGCCUUUAUCUCAAAUAAUAUUAAUGUAAACAAUAUUUGGUUUAAUUAUUUAGUCAUAAUAAUAUAAGCGUUUAGUAUAAUUGUGCCCCUUACACACUAGACAUAAAUUCAUAUUUGUUUCAUUUAUAUUUAUUUUAAAUAUACAUUUUUAUUUAAUUUUUAUUUUAUUUGUCCCUUGCAGUCUUGGCACUAGAGCUGAGCAAUAUGGUAAAAUAUUAUAUCACAAUAUGUAAAGACAUUUUUUACUCUACACAGUAUUUAAUUUGAAAUGUAUCAUAUUUACUAAAAGCUACUGUCCCAUAUGGCACAGUGAAUACAUCCAGUUAAACAGAACUAAUUACACUGUAAUAAAAUGUUCUUUAAGCAUAAUGAUUCAUUAUGUUCAUAGAAGUGUAAUGUGUUUCACAAUAACAACAUACUGAUACUAAUUUUUUAAAUAAUAUAUCAAAUCAUUAUUAUUUCUCUCUUUAAACACGGUCAGUUUGUCACUUUUGCAUUUACAUGUUUAUUAUGUUGAAUUUCAUGAUAAGAUCAAAUAUAUUUUUCCUGUUUUAUUCUUAAAUUUUAAAUUGGGUCAGUUUGAUCUGCAACAAAACAGAAGGGUUAAAUUGGGGGAACUGGAUGAAUUGCUUACAUUCUCUAUUUUAUUAUUUUUUAUUUUUAUAUUUAUGCAAAUACUGUCACCUCCUCAAGCCCCGCCUCCUGUCACUCACUUUUAUUUACAUGUGCUUAUUUAUUUCCCCUCUGACUGUAAACACAGACUGCUGGUGUGUGUGUGUGUGUUCUGAUGUAUGGUCCAGUUUAAACCAGUUCAUUCACAUCCACAGGCAGUUAACCCAACCAAAGUCCUCACACACCUUCGUUUAGCGAGUGUGUUAGCGAGUGUGUGUUUGCCACAGUAAAGCCACAAUAAGUAUUUUAUUUGUUCAUUUUGCCAUUUCUGUUGUACAUCUGAAUAUCAUGUGACUGUGAUUUGUGUUAUGUUUGAUUUCCUGUAAAGAAUUUAAUUUUCUAAUAGACUAGCAAAUGAAAAAAUAAAGACUGUUAUAUUUCUGGUAACGGG